Parastagonospora nodorum SN15 is the source of this 3300-nucleotide messenger RNA. RefSeq lists its product as hypothetical. The coding region runs from base 1 to 3300 and encodes 1099 amino acids. Lineage: Eukaryota; Fungi; Ascomycota; Dothideomycetes; Pleosporales; Phaeosphaeriaceae. The transcript is spliced from 4 exons. The record is from RefSeq and is a predicted model, not a curated record.
AUGGUUACAGAUGGCGACAGCAGCAAGGCUGCGCCGACCGGCAAGGGCCCCGAUCCCUCAGAGUUCGACCCGGAGUUUGUCAUAGGAGAGGAAGAUGAUCAGCCGAGCCGGGCAGCGACUCCGCGACCAAAGGAGAAAGCGCUGCCCACGGAAGGCGCGGCGGAGAAUGCCAGUGAGAAGAAGGACGACGACAAGGAGGCUGAGGCCGACGAGAAGCCAGACAAGGCGCCCGAGAUACCGCCAGAAGUCCAACUUCGCUUGCGCAAGCUGGACAAGCUAGAACCCAAGUAUUCUGAACUGCUCCGGUCGUACCGCAUCGCACACGCCCGCAUCGGCGCAAUUGAGGCCUUCGAAGCUUCAUUGCGCGAGCACACACCUCUGACCUCCAUCAGCGAUACCGCCGCCUUCGUCGAAUACCUCGGCCAGCUCAACGUCAAAAGUGACAUGCUCAUGGAGGAACUCAAGCGUGUCUCCAAGGAGCGCGACGACAUCAACAAGAAGCUUGAGGAUGCGGAAAAGCGCGCGAAAGAGUCCGCAGAGGAGGUCGAGGCGCUGAAGUCCAAGGCGGCAGUAACCGAAAAUGAGAAAGAUGACACGACUACAACAUCCGAGUCAAUCGCGCCUUCCUCCACAUCCAAGCAGACUGACGCCACAGAGGAUGAGGAGUUCUUCUCGUACGACAGCGAGCUCCCCCGCCUCCAAUCGCAACUGCAAGAGAGUGAGGAGAAGGUCGGCAAGCUAGAGGAGGAGAACAAAUCACUCAAGAGCGAGUUGUCUACAGCCCAGGAGUCGGCGGAAUCUUUCAUGAAGAACCUCGAAACUACCUCUAAUGACCUCAACACAUUCAGGGACACACACCAACGCCUGCAAAAGGAUGCUGACGAGCGCGAGAAAGAGCUCAAUGAAAGCAUUGCGGACCUGAAGACGCGACUGGAUAGCGCGGAGAACGACCUGGCCAAACACAAAGACGAACGCAUCCAAGACCAAGGGACCAUCACCGAAUUGCAAAAUAAGCUCGAAUCUGCCACAAAAGAGCUGCAGGAGCUACAUGCCAGCAAGGGUGAAGAGCUUGUCCAAGAAGAUCAGGUUCAGGAACUCCGUAGCCAGGUUGAGACGGCCGAGGCAGAUUUGUCUAAGCUGCGCGACGCCCAUGCAAAGGCCGAGAAGCGGGGCGAUACCCUGAACGGGCUUCUCAGCAAUGUACGAAGUCAGCUAAAAGAGACGGAAGCGAAGCGCGACGAGGCUCUGGCUAGCCUUGAACAAGCAAAGAAGGCUCUGGACGCAAAACCGAAGGAGGAGAGCAAGCCAGCCCCGUCUCCUCAGCCGCCGACACCCCAGAUUCAACCCGUUGAGUCUGCCUCUUCCAAGAGGAAGAACAAAAAGAAGAAGAAGGGCGGACAAGCAGCGAAUGCCAUUCCCUCUGCGCCUCCAAGUGAGGCUGGUGAUGCGAACGGGAUGCUCAGCCCAAGGGAUGCCGAUUUCUCGUCCACUCAGCUUGAAGAUGCACAGAAGACUGUUACCGAGCUCAAGGCAGACCUCGAAGAGAAGGUUGCGGCGAUUGCGAAAUUGGAGAGCGAAGUCGCCGAAAAGGCCUCAUCAUUAGAUUCGCUCAAGAAGAAGAUGAAAGACCAAGACGACCUUCAAGAGGAAAUUGAGACUUUGAGACAGGACCUGCUUGACUUUGGCUCGGAGCACACAGACGCCAAGGAUAAGGUGAAGCAGUUGCAGGCAGAAAAGGCCGCCCUUCAAGAAAGCUUAUCGAAACUCGAGAAAGAGAUUGCUGAGUUGAAAACCGGCAAGGCAUCACAGGAGACAUCCGAGGAAGAGAAGAAGGCAUUGACGACUGAGUUUGAGCAGCUCAAGGCCAAGGCAGACUCUAUGCAGACUGAUCUGUCGCUUGCAGAGCAGCUCGCAGCGUCGCGUUUCAAAGAUCUUACAGACAUGCGGGAGGUCUUGCAGAAAGCUCAACCAGAAUUGAGCUCUUUGCGCAAGGAGGUAGCAGAGCUGCGCAGCACCAAAGACGAGCUUGGGACAAAAUCUGCUGAUUUGAGGCGAUUGGAGGGCCGCGAGAAGGAUCUCAAAUCUGAGAUUGCCUCGUACCGCUCUCAGGUCACCGGCAAAGAAGCUGACAUCAAGACACUCAACGAGAAGAUAAAGCAAGAAACAACGCAGAGGCUUGCGCUCGAAGAAACUAAUAGGAAAAUCCAGCGAGACUUGCAGAACUCCGAGGUCGAGCGGAAAGAUGUUGUGGAAGCCCGAGACAAGCUUACUAAGGAUCUGGCCAAGGCGCAAGAUGAACUGAAGAGUUCUCGCAAAACUCUGCGUGACCUGGAGGAAGAAGUGGCUAAACUCACUCGUGAGGCUGGCAGUCUACGGGACGAUCUUCAGCUCAAGUCUGCUCAAUAUGCGAGCGCGCAGGAUCUCAUGAACAGCAUGCAGGACCAGACACAGGAGAUGGGCACUCAGGUGAAGGAGAUUCGCGCUAAGAGUGAGAGUCUAGAGGAAGAGCUUGCGGAUGCUCAUCGUCUGCUUGGUGAACGGGGCCGUGAAGCAGAGACGAUGCGACGACUACUGGCUGAUGCUCAAGGAAGGGCUGAUGCCCGUGUGCGCGAGAUGCAAGAGCGACUUGACAUAGCGAUUGAAGAACGAGAAAGGGCAGAGGAACAAGCUAGCACUUUCAGCAAACGCCGUGCCAGAGAGCUUGAAGAGCUCAAGCAGAAGGUUCGCGACGCUGAGCGUGCCAUGACCCGUGCAGUCGAAGACAAAGAUGACCUUGCGGUGGCUGAAAAGGAGCUACGCAGACAAAAGGAGGACAUGGAGAAGCGGGCUGCGCAGGCUAGUGAAGAAGCCUCUGAUGUCAGGCUUGCUAUGAGCCAGCUCCGGGAUGCUUUGGAUGAGAGCGAGAAGCAGGCGCGUGAUCUUGAGAAGGAAAAGGGCGAUCUACGACGCGCAUUCGAUGAGACUCAAAGCCGGCUGGAGAAGCUGCAGAAGUCGAGCAAGACUAUGUCGGAAGAGCUUCGAUCAAUCAAGGCGCGAGGUCCAGACUCGACUGCCCAAUCUUCCAGGACCUCAGUCGAGUCGACACGAUCACGUCUGGCAUCUCCCACACCCAGGCCUGGCACAGCUUCAUCGCAGACAGCGGACGGCGUCGACUACGUGUACCUGAAGAACGUCUUAUUGCAAUUCCUUGAGCAACGAGACAAGAAGUACCAGCAGCAACUGAUCCCCGUGCUGGGUAUGCUGCUGCAUUUUGACAAGAAGGAUGAGCAAAAGUGGAUGGCUGCAGUUUCGGCCAAAUGA